ACGACAAUAUCGACAACUAACCAAACCCAUUAAUUCCCGUUAUCGCCAUAAUCCGGUACAUAAUCAAUCUCUCUACGAUUUACCCUCUGAAUCAAUCUCAAUCAGCAGCUAAUUCGAAAUUCUUAAAUAGCAAUCAUGGGUAAAGGAAAGCCAAGAGGUCUCAACGCCGCUCGCAAACUACAAAACCAUCGUCGCGAGCAAAGAUGGGCUGAUUUGUCCUACAAGAAGCGUGCUUUGGGUACCGCUUUCAAAUCCUCGCCAUUCGGAGGUUCUUCCCACGCUAAGGGUAUCGUUCUCGAGAAGGUCGGAGUCGAGGCCAAGCAACCUAACUCCGCUAUCCGAAAGUGUGUCAGAGUUCAGUUGAUCAAGAACGGAAAGAAGGUCACUGCUUUCGGUAUGUGGAAUAUUUCAUGAUUUGGGACUUCUGGGAAGGAGUGGAGGAUGGAUUGAAGAUAUGCGCGAGGAUGGUGGAUGAAUAGUGGCAUACUGGAAAUGGGAAAGUGAUGAAGAAAUGCUAAUAAUAAUUUCUACAGUUCCUAACGAUGGUUGUCUUAACUUCGUUGAUGAGAACGACGAGGUUCUCCUCGCUGGUUUCGGUCGUAAAGGAAAGGCCAAGGGAGAUAUUCCUGGUGUUCGUUUCAAGGUCGUCAAGGUCUCUGGUGUUGGAUUGUCUGCUUUGUGGAAGGAGAAGAAGGAGAAGCCAAGAUCAUAAACGAAUAUGUUAACGAUUUUGCUUCUUGGGGGAAAUGGGAUAUGGUGUUUUGCUGUCGCGACGAUCGAUGGCUAGGCUCAGAAUCUACAUAUAGAGCAUAGUACUUUCAUACCUGCAGCAUUUGGGAAUGAGAUACCUCCAUUGAUCAUGAUCACCAUCAAUUUGUCUUUCGGGAAGGAUUUUGUUUGUGCAAACGAUUGUGUGAUGAGUAUUGAUGGGAUAGAACUGGGUUAGAGAUUCUGGUUGGCCGUUCGUCUCGGGCUGAUACUCGAUGAUUUGAUGAGUGGCGAAGUUGCUGUUUGACUCCUGAAUCUCUACCCAUUUUGUGUCCUUCAAAUGCUCCAGCUAGCAUCUACCAUUUCUCCCAUGACAACAUGUCAUUUCAUGUUUAGCAGCCAUAAUGUUGAAAAUUA
This is a messenger RNA of Sclerotinia trifoliorum, 1125 nucleotides long. NCBI's taxonomy places the organism in Eukaryota, Fungi, Ascomycota, Leotiomycetes, Helotiales, Sclerotiniaceae. The record is from the annotation of a GenBank genome assembly.